This is a messenger RNA of Monosiga brevicollis MX1, 702 nucleotides long. RefSeq lists its product as uncharacterized. Gene Ontology annotation, biological process: protein geranylgeranylation. The transcript has a single exon. Gene Ontology annotation, cellular component: Rab-protein geranylgeranyltransferase complex; cytoplasm. The record is from RefSeq and is a predicted model, not a curated record. The annotation marks the transcript as partial. Gene Ontology annotation, molecular function: Rab geranylgeranyltransferase activity. NCBI's taxonomy places the organism in Eukaryota, Choanoflagellata, Craspedida, Salpingoecidae.
AUGCACGGGCGCGUCAAGGUACGAUCGACGGAGGAGCAGGAGGCACUCAAGGAGUUGGAGCGUCAGAAAAAGUGCAAGGGUUAUUUGGUACUGCGCAACGCACUUUUUGCCAAACGCAAUGCACAGGUCCACGACCGUGAUGGGUUGCAGCUCAGUGAGCAAAUCCUGCUCCUAAACCCCGAUUUUACCACGGUCUUCGCGUACCGUCGGGAGACCCUGUUGGCCCUCCUGGCGAGUGACGAACCCGUCGACUGGGCAGCCGAGCGUGAGUUUACAACGGCCUGUUUGAAGCGCAACCCCAAGUCAUACAACUGCUGGCACCAUCGACGCUGGAUCUUGAACCAGGAGGCUGAGCCUCAAGCCGAGGCAGAGCUUGAACUUUGUACGCUUUUCCUCAAGCACGACGAACGAAACUUUCACUGCUGGGACUAUCGUCGCUUUGUGGUUGAGAAAUUGGACCGUCAUGAUGCCGUGGCAACUGAGCUGGCCUACACUGAAGAUAAAAUAUCGCACAACUACUCCAAUUACUCGGCGUGGCACAAUCGCAGUAACCUCUUGCUGCAGUUUCACGGGGUCACCGAACCAGCUCAACUAGCCACAGAGGCGCUCGACGCCGAACUCGAACUAUUGACCAAUGCCUUUUACAUUGACCCGCAGGACCAGAGCGCCUGGUACUAUCAUCGCUGGCUUUUGGGACGCGCC